Molecule: messenger RNA, 2892 nt
Organism: Salmo salar (Atlantic salmon)
Lineage: Eukaryota; Metazoa; Chordata; Actinopteri; Salmoniformes; Salmonidae
Source: RefSeq, a predicted model, not a curated record
AAAGUUCCGAGCUGGGAUGGACCGCCUUUCCCUCGGCUGUUUGUUUGCCUGCGGUCGAUUACUGGAUGGCAAGAUCACCUUUGAUGCAAAUGUAAAGGCAAUAAGAAUGAUUGACUUGCCGUUAGUGGGAAACCGAUUCAAUACAAAUCAUUGCUGCAGGACAUUUCAGAUUUGAAGUGUUGAAACCUGCGAUCCAGAAAGAAUGGGGCAUUUAUGGAUUUGCCUGCUCAUUUGUGAAAUAAUCCUGUUGUCUGACUGUGCACGGGGCCCUCCCCACGUGGCAGAGAAGAUCGCCCACCGGCAGACGGUGCGGAUCGGGCGCACCAUGAAGCUGCAGUGCCCCGUGGAGGGCGACCCUCCACCCCUCAUCAUGUGGGCAAAGGAUGGCCGCAACAUCCACAGUGGCUGGAUGCGCUUCCGGGUGCUGCGGCAGGCACUGCGCAUCAAAGAGGUGGAGGCCGAAGACGCAGGCACCUUCAUCUGCAAGGCCACCAAUGGCUUCGGCAGCGUCAACAUCAACUACACCCUCAUCGUCAUCGAGGAUGCCAGCACUGGGAGGGACGGAGCAGGAACAGCGGGAGACCCAGAAUACCACACUGACCUCUCAGGGAAACUGGUCCGACCACGCUUCACGCAGCCAGCCAAGAUGAGGAAGCGCGUGAUCGCCCGGCCGGUGGGCAGCUCAGUACGGCUGAAGUGCACGGCCAGCGGGAACCCUCGUCCGGACAUCGUGUGGCUGAAGGACAACAAGCCGCUGACCCCUGAGGAGGUGGGCGAGGGCCGUAAGAAGAAGUGGACCCUGAGUCUGAAGAAUCUGACCCCUGAGAACAGCGGGAAGUACACCUGCCACGUCUCCAACCGGGCUGGAGAGAUCAACGCCACAUACAAAGUGGAAGUAAUCCAGCGGACAAAUUCCAAGCCUAUCCUAACCGGCACCCAUCCGGUGAACACCACGGUGGACUACGGCGGUACCACCUCAUUCCAGUGUAAGGUCCGCAGUGACGUCAAGCCGGUGAUUCAGUGGCUGAAGAGGGUGGAGCCGGGGGACGAGAACAAGUACAACUCCACCAUCGAGGUGGGCGACCAUGGCUUCGUGGUGCUGCCCACGGGAGAGGUGUGGUCCAGGCCAGACGGCUCCUACCUCAACAAGCUGCUCAUCACCCGGGCCAAGGAGGAGGACGCUGGGAUGUACAUCUGUCUGGGUGCCAACACCAUGGGUUACAGCUUCCGCAGUGCUUACCUCACUGUCCUGCCAGACCCAAAGCCUCACCACACUCCCAUCCCCACGGCUACCUCCCCCAGCCUGCCCUGGCCUGUGAUCAUCGGCCUCCCAGCCGGGUUGGUGUUCAUCUUGGGUACUGUCCUGCUGUGGUUCUGUCAGUCCAAACGCCACUGCUCCUCUGGAGGUGUGGUCACCACCCAGGCUCUGACCGCCUCACAGCGCCCGCCCCCCCGGGUACCAGCCUGCCCCCCCAGCGGGGACAAAGACUGCCUGAGCUACUACAUGACCCAGCAGCAGCAGCUCCUCCUGGCCCAGGGAGGCAGCGGUCUGGCGGUACCUAAGGUCUACCCAAAGAUCUACACAGACAUCCACACACACACCCACUCACACAUGGAUGGAAAAGUGCACCAACACCAGCAUAUCCACUACCAAUGUUAGCUGCCACUGUCCCGACAGGCCCUCAUGUCUGCAGUGUUGUGUCAGCUCCCACCACCUCCCCUCCACACGCCCAGUCCUGCUUUCCUCCUAAAGACCCAGCCAAACAGUGUGAGCUGGGGUGCCGCACACAAACCCUCUUACUGCUAAAUACUGUACUGUACUGAACCAAGGCCCUGGGGAACAUGGACACAGUCAGGAUAGAUAGCACCCUCCAUGAGGUACAGAAUAAGGGACAUGGGAAUGCCGUUCAGGAAUCCCACAUGAACUAAUGUGAGUCCAAAUGGAGCAAUAUUUCACACAGAACCACACUCUGCAGAGAGAUGGCAACAUUUGGUUUCUCUAGUCUGGUUCAAUCUGCACAAACUCACAGUGACUGAAAUGAGUGAAUGUAUAGAGUUAGCUCUGUCUCAUUUGAGAGUCUUUACUCUGUAGGAAAAUAGCAGCAUUUCCUGCAACACCCCAUCUCCUCUCUGGCCUUCAUGUGCAGUGACUGUGGAAGGGUCCAAGAGGAUUAUGUAUAUUAGCUCCACAUUUUUGUCAGAUGCACAGCCUCAGCAAGCACCAAAAGGAAUAUGGUGCAAUGUAAAAUGUUCACAGAUUUUAUGGAUUGCCGUUGGAUUGAAUCAGAAUCCAAAUGUGCCUUCACAUCCUGAGAAGGUCAGAAGCAGGUCAACCAGCAGAGACACAGCGGGAUUGAGUCAACAAAGAUUGCAUGUAUUUUGUUUCUCAAAAAGGUUUUGUUCAAGGAAAAGGACCUGCAAAGCAUUACAGUCUUUUGUCUGUUGUAUGUGUACGUGAAUGGAAAAUUAUUUAUGGGUAAUAGGAAAUGGUAUGAAAUCGUGUAAAGAACGUUAUAAUUCCUAAGGCCGAUCAUAUUGUCACUAUCCUAAAAAAGAACCUAGAUACUGAAAUAUUCAGAAUUACAGCAAAACAUACAAUACUGUGUUCUUCUCAUUAUUACUUGGGUUUUACAGGUCAGUGGUACUGUUGGGUUGAUCCAAACCGCAGGGGCACCCAAUCACAAAAGGACUUGUUCAACUUUUGAAUUCUCAGGUGGCCAUCUUUCUUUUUGUCUCUUGUUCUUUGGGUGUGUAUAGGGUAUAACUCUGACCACUAUAUGAAACUGUGGAAUAUGUCUUUGACUGCUUAUGUAAUGGAACCCUUUUCAAGCUUUGAGAAGAGAAACGGAAAGCUUCCCAAAAACCAAAAUACAGUAUGAUUGCUGCAUUGUC